This is a messenger RNA of Notolabrus celidotus (New Zealand spotty), 5782 nucleotides long. It is a transcript of the gene usp36, whose product is annotated as ubiquitin specific peptidase 36. The record is from RefSeq and is a predicted model, not a curated record. The transcript has 20 exons. Gene Ontology annotation, molecular function: cysteine-type deubiquitinase activity; cysteine-type endopeptidase activity. NCBI's taxonomy places the organism in Eukaryota, Metazoa, Chordata, Actinopteri, Labriformes, Labridae. Gene Ontology annotation, biological process: regulation of apoptotic process; protein deubiquitination. Gene Ontology annotation, cellular component: nucleus; cytosol. The coding region runs from base 262 to 3726 and encodes 1154 amino acids.
AAUGGUAAACAGCGCUGGCUGGAAGUCACGUGUGGUUCUCCCUCGACAGCGCUACGUCACUUCAAGCGUUGAUUGGCUGAACCUUUCAGCUAUGGAGUGACCUGUUCUCCCAUUGGUCCUUUAUACUUGUCAAUCAUUGUCAGCUCCGCCCUAUGAUAAUGCAGCAUGGGCGAAAAUACCAGACUCGAAAGCUACAGCUGAGGAAGCAGAUCCUUUAAUGUCAAAGAUUUUGGACGUUUGAACGAAAGUGAUGUUCCAACAAUGCCGAUAGUGGAUAAACUCAAGGAGGCUUUAAAACCUGGCCGAAAGGAGACGGGCGAUGAGGGCGACCUCAACAAACUCUUGGCCUCUUCUGCAAAAAAGGUCCUUUUGCAGAAGAUAGAGUUUGAGCCUGCCAGCAAGGGUUUCUCUUAUCAACUGGACAGCCUGAAGAACAAGUAUGUGAUUCUCAACCCCAGGAAUGAGGGCGCUACGGGCCAGAAGGCCGCAGAGCCCCUCCAAAUAAAGAGGCAAGUGUCAGAAAACUCGGUCGGGGGCCAGAGCGAUGGGAUCCCAGCCCCCCAGAAGAUGCUCUUUCAAGGGAACAAGCUCACCCUUAAAUGGGAGCGUGUGUACAGGGUGGGAGCCGGCCUCCACAACCUCGGGAACACCUGCUUCCUCAACUCCACAGUGCAGUGUCUCACCUACACCCCGCCACUUGCCAACUACUUACUCUCAAAGGAGCACAGCCGUGCCUGUCAUCAGUCAGGCUUCUGUAUGAUCUGUGUAAUGCAGAACCACAUCAUCCAAGCCUUUGCCAACACGGGCAAUGCCAUCAAGCCUGUCUCCUUCAUCCGAGACCUGAAAAAAAUUGCCCGACACUUUCGCUUUGGCAGCCAGGAAGAUGCUCACGAAUUCUUGCGGUACACCAUUGAUGCCAUGCAGAAAGCUUGUCUAAAUGGAUACCCUAAGCUCGACAGGCAGACCCAGGCCACAACGCUGGUUCAUCAGAUCUUUGGAGGUUACCUCAGGUCAAGAGUGAAAUGCUCUAUUUGUAAAAGUGUGUCUGACACAUAUGACCCCUACCUGGACAUCGCUGUUGAGAUUCGGCAAGCAGCAAACAUCGUCCGAGCCCUGGAACUGUUUGUAAAACCUGAUGUACUAAGUGGAGAGAAUGCCUACAUGUGUGCCAAGUGCAAAAAGAAAGUGCCGGCAACCAAGCGUUUCACAGUCCAUCGAACGUCUAAUGUACUGACCCUCUCACUGAAGAGGUUUGCCAACUUCAGCGGAGGAAAGAUAACAAAGGAUGUUGGAUAUCCAGAAUUUUUGAACAUCCGCCCAUACAUGUCUCAGAGCUCAGGAGAUCCUGUCAUGUACGGUCUUUAUGCCGUCCUGGUGCACUCUGGCUACAGUUGUCACGCUGGUCACUACUACUGUUAUGUCAAGGCAAGCAAUGGACAAUGGUACCAAAUGAAUGAUUCAAUGGUGCACUCCAGUAACAUCAAAGUGGUGUUGAACCAGCAGGCGUAUGUGCUUUUCUACCUGAGGAUCCCUGAAACAAAGAAGAAUGCAGACGGGCAGUCAACCAAGCAGGGUGUGUUGCAUCCUGGGAAGAAUAGUGAACAGAUUAAGAGAGCCAACUUGAACGGGCCUCUGUCAUCCCCACAGGUCACAAAGAAACUUGAACCUGCACAACUGCGCAAGAUCCAGUCUAUGGACGGCGGUUUAGGCCUGCCCGUGUCCAGGAACGGCGUGAGCUCUCAGCAACAGCCCCGAAUUUCCAACUGGACGUCGUCCACCAACGGCCCACCCAAGCUGCCAGGUGGACCCACGGUUAUUGACGAACCUUUCAAGAAGCUGAAGAAGCCCGCUCCCCAGAGCCAAGCGCAGUCCCGCAGCAGCACUCCAACUCCUUCCAACAACGGGGUCAGCAGGACGGAGGGGGAUAAAAAGCAGGGUGGCGAAGGCAGAGGCAUGGCAGCGUCUACCUCAUUUAAGUCUUUGUCUGACUCUUCCUCUGCCGACACCGUUGACUCAAAGGACUCUGUGGGUCCCAAAAGUGCACCUGUAGGAGAGACUCCCUCCACCCCACGGAAAGGCUCCAACAGCGUGGCGUCCCCGGCCAAGAGCGUGGAACGCUCUCAGAGCACAGAGGAACAGAAGACGACGAAAAUCAAACCCCCCGCUCUCAACAACAUCUCAUCGGAAGCCACCAGCACCAUGUCGCCCCCGCCUGCCAAGAAGCUGGCACUGUCGGCCAAGAAGGCUCGCAGCCAGAACCCGAGCAGCAUUGAUGCUCUGCCCCCUUCGCAACGCCAGCUGUCCAGAGACCCCACACAUCAAAAUCAACUUAACUCCCUCAUCUUCGCUUCACCUUCUCACAAUCACAGAGCUGGUCCAUUCCAUUCUCCUGAAGUCCAGUCAUCACCUCAGCUUUUCAACCACUCGAGCGGAUCCUUUAAACAGCAGAGCCCUCACAAACAGUCCCCUCUCUCCACACUGCAAAAACCAAACCCCAGCCUUUCUCUUAAAACAAACGGGCUUCACAGUGCCAGUCCAAAGAGCCCCAAGUUUUCCAACAACCUCAGCUCCCCAGUGAAAGAGGCAGACCUUGUUAGCCCUGCAGCUCAAAAGAAGAAGAAGAAGAAGAAGAAGAAGCGGCGUCACUCAGAGGUGGAGGAUGAAGCUGAGCCAGUCCCAUCUCCAGCUGCUGAAGUGACACAAACCAACUUUGAGGAAUCAGCGAGCGAGAAGAAGAGGAAGAAGAAAAAGAAAAAGCGAAAGAGGGAGAACGAAGAUGGAGGCGAAGAGAAGAAGAGAGAGUGCGUGCCGACUCAUUUGGACACAUCAAACCAGGAGGAGGAUUGGUGUCAGGGCGGCAUCUGGAGUCUGACAUCGACUUCAGGUACAGAGCAGACGCAGCAGAAGCCUCAGGUAGAUGCUGCAGCUCUGCAGACGCAGUGUGAGCCUAACCAGAGCGAGCAGGAGACGGACUCUGUGAGGUUAAAGAAGAAGAAGAAGAAAAAGAAAAUGAAACUGUUGGAGUCUUUGCAGGAUACAGCUUCAGCGUGCACUGCAACAGAGAGCGCUUCAGAGAUGAAGGCCACAGUUGUACAGAACUAUACAGGGGAUUUGACGGUGUUGAAAAAUAAAUCAAAGACGAAAAAGAAGAAGAGGCUAAAAGAAGAGGUGGGGCUGUGGGAAGAGAGCAGGCGAAACUCUGAUGUGAAAAAGGAGGAAGAGCUUGAGGCAGCAGCGGAGCCCCCUUCCAAAAAGAUCAGCACAGAGAACGGCAGUCUGAGUAAACAGAGUGAAGCCUCAGUGAUAAUGUGGGACAGUCAAGUGAAGGAUGGCUACAAACGCAGCCAAGCUCCAGCAGCUGACACUGACAGUGACAAAACAACCCGAGCUGCUCCUGCAGCCUGGGAUGGAAAAAAGACCAGUGGGGUGGUGGAGGAGCUGCUCAGGAAUGCCACAGAUAAAGCCUACGGAGCCAACGUCCUCAGUUGGGAUGGAGAGGUCUCUGCUAUAAGUAGAGAUGCUGCUGAAGAUGUCCGUAAUGCCCAGUGUGACACUGUGAUCGAUGAGUGGGAUGAAGACUUUGACAGUGGAAAGGUGAAGAAAAUCAAAAACUAUAAAAGAGAAAAAUGGAGAGGCGGCAGCAGCAUCUUCCAGAAGAUCCAGGACAGGCGGAACAAGUGGUCUGUGACACCUGGAGGGAAGAGAGUUUUUGGAGUCCGACGCUGAGAGUCUAGAUUGCUGUUGAUGUCAUGCUGACUGGAAUCGGAGACAAAAACACUGUACACCAAACUUCUGUUCCUUUCCUCCAUCUUUUUUUUCUUUUCAAAGUCUCUUUAUCGUGUUCAGUUUACAACAAAACACCUGAAUUUCAUUUGAGCCUAAAGCAGCAUAGAUUACAUAGAUGGUUAACUCAUCCAAUCUCAAUUUUAUACAAACAUGAAAUGUUGUUUACAGGUUUUAGUAAGAAUGGCCAGUGAGAUUUGACCACUUAGAUCCACUUUUAAACAACCUCAAGACAGAAGAGGCUCAAGCUUUUCUCUGCAAAUUCAACAGGAGUACUCGCAGCUCAAUGAUGGCUCCUUUUGAAGCCUUGGCUAUUGCCUCAAUAUUCUAAAGCUGCUAUAAAAUAAAUACACAUUUUAGGCUAAGGAUUAAAACCUAAAACUUUAUCUGUCUCAUAAUGAAAUCGAGUAAAAAUCCAUGGAGUGAACUUUUACAGACAUAAGGCCUGAGAGAUUAGAGAUCUUCCCCCUGCUUCUAAAAUAAUAAGUCGUAAAUUUCAAAGAUCCAAAACAAGUUAUUUUAGAUUUCUGUACACAUCUUUUUGUAUUUUAUUACAUUAUUUACUAUUAUUUUACUUUUCUGCAGUGUCUGUGCCAUGGGGCUUCUUUUUAAGGACCAAAUUUUGCCUCCGUAUUGUUGGUAGAAUGAGGGUUUAAGAUUGCCACCAUGUUUUAAAAUAUGCAUGUCUGAACUGGUUCAAAAAUGAAAUUGGGUGAAUUCAGGUUUUUUUUGUUUUGUAAUGUUGCUUAUAUGCACCCCCCCCCAAUUGAAUAGAUAUUUUAAACCACAAAAAAGAUGCUCUAUGGUAUGCAUCAAUAAUUCAACUGUGGAAAAUGAAAAGCAAAUCAUUGGACUUUGAGAUCCCUCACAUCUGGAUGUUUACUGGGACUCAAGUGUUUUUUGACUGUAACAGCAUGGUGCAAUUUCAGAGUUCAGGUUGGGGUUGUUGGAGGAACUCAGACGGGAGCCUUUUUAUUCUACUGUGCAGCUAUUCAACGCCGUAGCUCAUCUCAACAGUCCAGUGUUCAGAAUCCCUUGAUCUGAAGAUUGAACUGUUCCAUCUCCAUAAACUGUAGUCACAUCAAAGGGUUACACUUCAUACUUUAGGCACUGUGUUAGAAUGGGACUGCCACAUGCUGACACUUUCUUUUUCCCUUGUCCGUUAUAUCUCUAUGCAAUUUUCUGACAGUCAUGCUGGUCUCCUCGAAACUGGGCUAAGACUCAGGAACCCAGACGUCCUACAUCCCAUAUUCAUCUCUGAUCAGACUCCCCUGAGUCAAAUCAGAGUAUUCCCUCUCCCUGAACGAACAUUUUGCAUCCUGUACAUCCUGUAGAAACUGUUUUAUACAAACUAUUUCAGGUGUGGAAACCAUUGGAACAUCUUACACCAACCCAGGCACAGAUGUUUAGAGUAAACAACAUUAAAACAAAAUGCUUUGCCAUGGUAGAAGACUGUACAGUCCAUCUUGUGCUACCUGUUUCCCUCCAACGCUGUAAAGAUCUGCCCAUGCAUUUCUUUUCAUUCUAGAGAUGUUGCCUUGAAUUGGCUAUAAAAAGUAUAGGAUUUAAUGUUAUAAAUAUAUAAUUUAAAGAAGAAAAGACAGAUCUUUAAUGUGCUACUAAUACUCAGAUCAGUCGGUGGAUAUUAACCUGAGAAUUAAUCUGCAAAUGUGUUAGUUCAUUUGUGUAUAAGAGAGUUGUCCGAUUUCAUGCAAGACCUUCCCUCUGUCACUGUAGUGUGUACAGUACAAGAGAAGCUACCACAGUCUGAUUUUCAUAGGAUGUUCUUGUCGGCUGUGAAAUCGAAGUAGUUUGUGACUCUCAAACUGACACAGAGGAACAUUUACCGGUGUGCGGAUGAAUGAUUCACAUGUUUGCAUUGAUGGUUCUAUAUUUGGCACCACCUUUUCUGACCAGGGAGGAGACCUUUCAUAAUGAAAGCGGCUCUUACCACACUAUGGGUAACUAUAAAGGUGCAAUAAAGUUGUGACUUUUGUGA